Molecule: messenger RNA, 748 nt
Organism: Bursaphelenchus okinawaensis
Lineage: Eukaryota; Metazoa; Nematoda; Chromadorea; Rhabditida; Aphelenchoididae
Source: the annotation of a GenBank genome assembly
AUGUUACGGUACCUUCUUCUAACCACCCUACUCUACACAGUCAAAUGUCAAACUUGUCCUGAUGGGAUUCCUGCUGCUUUUGGUAAGAAACUUUGUUUUUAUUGCUUUGCUUAUCAAAAAAUUAUUAACCAAAUUACUGCUUUUUAUUUAUAAACUUGACUCAUGCUUUAGAAUGCGUAAAGAAAGGUGGAGAAUACAAAUGUGUUGGUGACAGUUCACUGGGAUGCGAGCAAAUCAAUGGAAUACGAUAUUGUUGUAAGUAGAAGACCAUUAUUGAAAUUCUAUAAAAGCUUUAAAACUUAAUGAUCAAAAACAAUGGAUAAGACUUUCAGGUGCAACUGACCCAGACAAGAAAGAAAAGAAGGAACCGUCCACAAAAACUGUCAUCAAAACUGACAAAACAUCGAAAAACGAAACGGAUUCAGAAGAAACAGAAACCACGACAGAUUGCUACGAUAAAGGACCAGAUUGUUCCAGGUUGAACUACCUUUGUGAUAACAGUAACUACAAAGAGAUUAUGACUGAUCAAUGUCCUGUAACUUGUGGACUCUGUUCGGAUUCAAGUGAAGAAGAAAAGAAGACGGAUUCUAAGGAAUCUGAUUGUGAAGACAGAGGAAAUGAUUGUAGAAAAUUGAGAUAUCUGUGUGAUAACUCGGUAAGAAAGACAAAGAUCCUUGACAGUAAAAUAUUUCAGAUUUACCGUGAUUUCAUGAAAAACGAGUGCCCAAAAACCUGCAACCGAUGUUAA